UCAUUCCUCGACACACACUUCCAAGCACACUUCUGGACGCCAAUAUCUCUGAUUUUCUGUCGAUUUGAUUCGCAAUCUAAACUCCAAUCAAUCCUGAUUCCUUCAUUUCUCAGCAGUGUGUAUCCAGUGCAGGAUCUCGAUUUGGAUAUCUAUUACAAUAUCGGAAAUAAUCCUGUAUCUGAGUGUACGUGGUAAUAGCGUUGAGGUGUUGGAGGUUUGGAAGGAAUGCAGAUGGCGGCGGUGGCAUCGUCAUCUCCUGUGGUAUUUGGGAAGCGCUCUUUGUCUUCCUCUUCGGGAAUCAGUGGGCAGACCAGAUUGCAUUGUAAAUACAGUGUUUGUUCCUCCAAAUCGGAGAUAUUUGGAGGUGCCUUACGUGUGAAUCUGGAAAGGAACAAUGGUUUAAGCAGAAAGCUCGGAUUGCUUCCUUCUCACGUUGUUUCUCCGAAAGCUGUCUCUGAUUCCAGUUCUUCUCAGACCUGUCUCGACCCAGACGCCAGCACUAGUGUACUGGGCAUCAUUCUUGGAGGUGGAGCUGGGACAAGGCUUUAUCCUCUUACAAAGAAGAGGGCAAAGCCUGCUGUUCCAUUGGGUGCAAAUUAUCGGUUGAUUGACAUCCCUGUUAGUAAUUGUUUGAACAGCAACAUAUCCAAGAUCUAUGUACUGACUCAGUUCAAUUCUGCAUCCCUUAAUCGCCAUUUGUCACGAGCCUAUGCAAGUAACAUGGGUGGCUAUAAGAAUGAAGGAUUUGUUGAGGUUCUUGCUGCCCAGCAAAGCCCAGAAAAUCCAAACUGGUUCCAGGGUACAGCAGAUGCUGUAAGGCAGUACUUGUGGCUCUUUGAAGAACAUGAAGUUCUUGAAUUUCUGGUUCUUGCUGGAGAUCACUUGUAUCGGAUGGAUUAUGAAAAAUUCAUCCAAGCGCACCGAGAAACUGAUGCUGAUAUAACAGUUGCAGCACUACCAAUGGAUGAAAAACGUGCCACUGCAUUCGGCUUAAUGAAGAUCGAUGAGGAGGGAAGAAUUAUAGAAUUUGCAGAGAAACCAAAGGGAGAUCAACUGAAAGCCAUGAAGGUUGACACAACAAUUUUAGGUCUAGACGACGUUAGAGCAAAGGAAAUGCCAUACAUUGCUAGCAUGGGCAUCUAUGUUUUCAGUAAGAAUGUAAUGAUGAAGCUACUGCAAGAUAAUUUUCCGGCCGCAAAUGAUUUCGGAAGUGAAGUCAUUCCCGGUGCUACUUCAAUCGGCAUGAGGGUUCAGGCAUAUCUGUAUGAUGGCUACUGGGAGGACAUUGGGACAAUUGAAGCAUUCUACAAUGCCAAUUUGGGGAUAACAAAAAAGCCAGUGCCAGAUUUCAGUUUCUAUGACCGUUCUGCCCCAAUUUAUACACAACCACGGUACUUGCCGCCUUCCAAAAUGCUCAAUGCAGAUGUUACUGACAGUGUCAUCGGUGAGGGCUGUGUCAUAAAGAACUGUACAAUACAUCAUUCUGUAAUCGGUCUUCGAUCAUGCAUAUCAGAGGGUGCAAUCAUAGAAGACACCCUGUUGAUGGGAGCCGACUAUUAUGAGACGGAUGCAGAUAGAAGGCUGCUGGCAGCCAAAGGAGGGGUUCCCAUUGGCAUUGGCAAGAAUUCGCACAUCAAACGGGCAAUUAUCGACAAAAAUGCACGUAUUGGAGAAAAUGUAAAGAUCAUUAACAGCGACGACGUGCAAGAAGCAGCUAGAGAGACUGAUGGCUACUUCAUCAAGAGUGGCAUUGUUACUGUAGUCAAGGAUGCCCUGAUUCCUAGUGGAACAGUUAUUUGAACUCAUACAACAAAUUGCUAAGCAGGUUCUACCAAUGCAGCUUCUCUUUUACAAAAACUUCCCAUUCCUCUUCUCUUUUAGAGAACAAAAAAACAUCUUAUACUGAAAGGGGACGCUGAAUAAAACGACGGUUUAUUUACUUGGA
Molecule: messenger RNA, 1945 nt
Organism: Andrographis paniculata
Lineage: Eukaryota; Viridiplantae; Streptophyta; Magnoliopsida; Lamiales; Acanthaceae
Product: glucose-1-phosphate adenylyltransferase small subunit 1, chloroplastic-like
Exons: 9
Coding region: 226-1800 (524 amino acids)
Biological process (GO): glycogen biosynthetic process
Molecular function (GO): glucose-1-phosphate adenylyltransferase activity
Source: RefSeq, a predicted model, not a curated record